UGUUAAUCCAGAAGCCCCCCGACGGCCGAACCUCCUCCGUCUCCCCUCCCGUCGCAAUCGAGACGCGACAACCUCCACUUCGCCCACAAGGGUUUUGCCGCUGGAGAUGGACGCCGCAGGUCCCGCGGCGAGGUUCUCCGCCCUCGAGGCUGAGCUCGCCGCCAAGACAUCCCGCAUCGCCGACCUGGAGGCUAGGGUCUCGCUCCUCUAUGCCGAGAACGCGCGAUUGCGGAAGGCCUUGGCCAAGGGAGAAGGAACGGACCGUGCAGGCGAGGAAGAUCCGAAAUUUGGUCGGUUGGCCGCAGGUUUAGGCGGAAACAAGCACGAGGCGGUCGAGAAGCAGGACGGGAGUGUGGCCUGCGAUGUUAUAGAGGUCAGUGACUGCGAGGAGGGGAUGGCUAUUGGUGUCAACGAGGGGAGAGGGCCGGAGGAGGGCGUCGUUGCCGUCCCGACUCCUCGGAAGCGUGCGGUGCGCGUGGUGACUGGAGAGAGCGAGGACGUGGAGGACGCCGAUGGAGGCAAUGGAAACGACAAGGGGAGCGCCCGUUGCAACAGCGAUGCGGGGUUGGAGGAUGAUGAUGUUCUGAUCACGGCGCGGUGUAAGAAGCGUGCGGCUGCACGGGUGGUCACCACUGAUAGUGAGGACGAGGAUGAGGAUGGUGGUGAGCUUGGGAGUGACGAGGAUGAUGAACAUGAUAAGGAGGGUGGUGUUACGCCCAGUAGGAAGCGCGCGUUGCGUGGAUUCAGUGACAGCGAGAAUGAGGAUGGCAAUGAGGGUGUUCAUGUGGUUAGAUUGGAGCCUGCUUCACUUGUAGUUGCAACACAUAUUGAGAGUGGGGAGGAGGAUGAGGAUGAUUCGGUCCCCAUUUGUCAAGCACUCAAGAAGAUGAGGAAAAAGAGGGUUAGAGAUGGCAAUGAUGAUGAAUUGGGUGAGGCAGAGGGGUGUUCUACUCCCGCAACAAGGCGCUUGGCUUGUUUGGUUAAAAAUCAGUCAAAAGGGGGGCGAGCUGCACGCCAAGUGCUUGACUUUGUUGAACCCAAAGAAUAUGAAGGGAGUGAAGAUGAUAUGGAAGAAGACAAUGAUAUGGAUGAGUUCAUAAAUGAUGAUGAUUCUUUAGAAAAUGCCACUGAUUCUGCUGAAGAAUCCUGUGCUGAACCAGAAGUAUCCGAUGCGUCUGCUCGGAAUGAAGAAUCCUCUCCAGAACCAGAAGAGUCUGACAGUGAGAUAAACUAUGCAGAUGUUAUGGCUUGCAUAGGCCGUAAAAGGAAUUCUAAGGAUUGGGAACAUGAGGGACAAAUGCUAUCAGCAUUCGAUAAACACCCUGAGCUUUGCUUGAAAGCUGUUUGUGCACUCUAUCGGAAGCAAACUGAGGAUGAACGAUCAGAAAAGGCCACUUUGAUUCAUAAUAAAGAGGGAUUUAGCCAGAUAGAUGCCCGAAGGGGAUCUCGCAUAGCGGAGUUUCUUCUGGAUGGUGACCCGUAUGGUCCACUGAAGAAGACUGUCAGUGAUUUGGAAGAGUAUGAUCGUUAUGCUCUUGAGUUCUGUCACAAUGUGGCUGCACGUUACUCAAAACAGCUGUUUGCAAUUUAUCAGAACAAGGAGGACACCUACUUUCGUCCAUAACCUCUGGUACACUUGUGGCACAUAAGCUGAAAUUGGAUUCUUUGCAACAGCUGAAGCGCUGAUCGAUCAGGGGUGUCUGACUCUCAAUUAUUAAUGUCCCGGCAUUGAGUUGGUUACAAGUUGCUUUGCUCUGUUUGUUGACGAGGGUGCAUUGUCAAGAUAUCAACAGCAGGUGAUAGCUUGCCUCAAAAAGCUACUUCAACUAGUAUGUUAUUCCUUGAUGGAGAACGCAAGCGUUAUGGACAGCUAACUGCCGCAGGCAGAAAUGUGAACUAGGCGUCGCCGGGUUGAGGCUGAGCUAGACUGGGAGAUACUAUUAGGAUGCCAAUGUGUGUCCCGUACCCACAGCCCACGAUAGAAUUUCUGUAGCUGAAAAGAAUGUGCCCAGGGCAUUCAUGGCUUAUUUGA
Molecule: messenger RNA, 2032 nt
Organism: Phragmites australis (common reed)
Lineage: Eukaryota; Viridiplantae; Streptophyta; Magnoliopsida; Poales; Poaceae
Exons: 3
Coding region: 107-1624 (505 amino acids)
Source: RefSeq, a predicted model, not a curated record